UCUGAUUCCGAGCGCCUCCACAUUCCCAGAUUUCCCAGCCCUGGCCUGCAGCGAGGACACUGCGCAGAUAGCAAGAGAGAAAGCGUAGCUCGCUGGAUUUCAUCCACUUUAUGUCCUAAACAACAUUUGUACAGGUCACACUGAACAGCAGAUUGUUGUCUCAAGCCAGUGCUGAUCAAUGACAGUUUAUCUGCAGUCUGUCAGAGAAGAGAGGAAAGAUGAGUCUCUCACAGAAACAGAGUGUAAGAUCAGGCUCACAUGUGUCUGUGAAGAGUGACCGGUCUAACCAUGGUGACAUACCUAACUUCAGUGAGAAAAAAACAUCUAUCAAAAGUGUAAGAUCAGACUCACAUGUGUCCAGCUCUGUGUCUGUGAAGAGUGACCAGUCAAAGGAAGAACCACCGAGAUUCAGUGAAGAAACAACAUCACGAACCAAACGGCUUCAGUGUGAAACAUUAGAUCCAGAUUUACAGACUCACAGGAACCACAAUAAUUUUACAGACAGUCUCCUGCAGAUCUUCCAGGAUCUUGAGAGCAAAAUAAUGACAUUUCUAAAGAAAGAACUAGAAAAUUUUAAGAAAAUAUUACAAAAAGAGGACAUGCAAUACUUUGUGAAGGACUUUAAUGAGAACAGAUGCAGUAUGAAAGAAGCAGCUCUUGAUCUCACGCUCUACUUCCUGAGAGAGAUGAAGCAAGAUGAAGCUGCUGAUACUCUAGAAAAUGAACUGUUCUUCAUUCAUCAGCUAAAGUGUAGCCUAAAGAAGAAGUAUCAAUGUGUGUUUGAAGGAAUUGCAAAGCAAGGUGACUCUACACUUCUGAAGAACAUCUACACAGAUCUCUAUAUCACUCAGGGUUGUAGUGAACAGGUCAAUACUGAACAUGAGGUGAGACAGAUUGAAGUUGCUUCCAGACGUCAUGAAUCUCAGGAGAUACAGGUUGAGUGCAAACAUUUGUUUGAAGCACCUGAACAAGACAAGCAGAUCAGAACUGUACUGACAAAAGGAGUUGCUGGCAUCGGAAAAUCAGUCUCUGUGCAGAAGUUUGUUCUGGAUUGGGCUGAAGGAAAAGAAAAUCAAGAUAUCAGCUUCAUAUUUCCUCUUCCAUUCAGAGAGAUGAACUUAAAGGAGCAAGAAAAACUAAGUUUGAUGGACCUUAUAACUCAGUUUUUCCCAGAGAUAAAAGGACUGAACCUUACAAGAAGAAAUCAAUUCAAAGUCUUGUUCAUUCUUGAUGGAUUGGAUGAAUGUCGUCUUCCUGUAAACUUUAAGGAUAAUGAGACGUGGUCUGAUGUUUCAUCACCAGUCUCUCUGGAUGUUCUCCUGACGAACCUCAUCAAGGGAAAUCUGCUUCCUUCUGCUCUCAUCUGGAUCACCAGCAGACCAGCAGCUGCCAGUAAGAUUCCUCCUGAGUGUAUCGACCGGCUGACAGAGAUACGAGGAUUCAAUGAUGCACAAAAGGAGGAGUACUUCAGAAAAAGAUUCACGGAUGAGAAUCAGGCCAAAGAAAUCAUUGAUCAUGUUAAACAAUCAAAGAGUCUCUUUAUCAUGUGCCACAUCCCAGUCUUCUGCUGGAUUUCAGCCACUGUUCUCCAGAACAUUUUAGAGGAGAAAAGAAAUAAUGUUGUGAAAAACAAUCAGGCUGAUGAUGUCUCCAAAACACUGCAGGAGUCAAAUACUGAAGAAACUCCUAAGACUCUGACACAAAUGUACACACACUUCCUCAGAUUUCAGAUCCAGCAGAGCAGACAAAAGUAUGAUGGAGAAUAUACACCAGAUGUUUCCUGGGAUAAAGAUGCCAUCUUUUCACUGGGGAAACUGGCAUUUGAUCAGCUGGAAAGAAACAAUGUGAUCUUCUAUGACACAGAUCUGGAAGCCUGUGGUAUUGACGUCUGUAAGGCAUCAGUGUACUCAGGCAUGUGUACCCAGAUCUUUAAGGAGGAAACAGGGAUCACUCUUGGUACCAUGUACUGCUUCGUUCACUUGAGCAUUCAAGAGUUUAUUGCAGCCCUUUAUGCACAUCUGUUUCAAGACAUCAACGAGAAAUGUGUGUUUGAUCAAGACUCUACAGUGGUCAAGGAGGUUGAGAGUGUCAGUGUUUAUUUGUACCAUUUCCUUCAAUCCGUUCUCAGACUGUCACUCCACCCCCAAAAAACCAUGAUUGAUUUGCUCAAGACUGCAGUGGACAAGGCACUAGAGAGUGAUAAUGGACACCUGGAUCUUUUUCUUCGCUUCCUCCUUGGUUUGUCACUCCAGUCCAAUCAGAGACUCUUACAGGGUCUGUUGACACAGAAAAAUAGAAAUGAGCAGACCAAAGAGGAAAUAGUUCAGUACAUCAAGCAGAAAUUAAUGUCUAAUCUGUCUCCAGAGAGAUCCAUCAAUCUGUUCUACUGUCUGAAUGAACUGAACGACCAAACUCUGGUGAAAGACAUUCAAACCCACCUUAGCAAAGGAAGUCUCUCAUCUGCUGAUCUUUCACCUGCCCAGUGGUCUGCUUUGGUCUUUGUGUUGUUGACAUCAGAGGAGGAGCUGGAGGAGUUUGAGCUUCAGAAAUUCAAGAAAUCAGAUGAGUGUCUCAUUAGAUUAUCAGCAGUCAUCAAAACCUGCAAAAGAGCUCUGCUAAAUGAUUGUGGCUUAACAGACAAAAGCUGUCCAGCUCUGGCUUCAGUUCUUGGAUCAGAUACCAAUCUGAAAGAGCUGAACAUGAACAAUAAUAAUCUGCAGGAUUCAGGAGUGAAGCUACUCUGCACUGGCAUGGAGAAUAUAAACUGCAAAUUAGAGAUACUGAGUCUGAAGAACAACUGUAUCACAGAAGGAGGUUGUCAUGUUCUGGCUGCAGCUCUAAAUUCAAACCCUUCAAUUCUGACAGAGCUGGAUCUGAGUGAGAAUAAACUAGGAAACCCAGGAAUGAAGAUCUUUUUGACUCUGUUUGAAAAUGUACAGUGUAGACUGGAAAAGCUGAAGUUAAGCUGCAUCAGUAUUACAGAUGAAGGUUGUGCUGCUCUGGCAUCAGCGUUUAAUUCAAACCUCAGAGAGCUGGAUCUGAGCAGGAAUCAAAUAGGAGACUCUGGAGUGACAGAAAUCUCCAGUCUGCUGAGAAAUUCACAGACACUACAGACACUCAGACUUUCAGACUGCAGUAUCAGUGAAGAAGGUUAUAAAGCUCUGUCUUCAGCUCUGAGAUCAAACCCUUCACACCUGAUAGAGCUGGAUCUCACAGGAAAUGAUCCUGGAGAAUCAGGAGUGAAGCAGCUCAGUGAUUUACUACAGGAUCCAAACUGUCAACUCAAGACUCUGAGGUGUUUGGGUCCUGCUGCAGAUGAAGGCUGUCAGUAUGUGACUGGAAUUGUGGGUAAAAACCCGUUACUCCUGAGAGAGCUGGAUCUGAGUAAACAUGAACUAGGAGACACAGGAGUGAAUCAGAUCUCUGCUCUACUGCAGGAUAAACACUGUACACUCAACACACUGAAUCUGUAUAGAUGCAGUAUUACAGAGAAACAGUGUCUCAUCCUGACUUCAGCUCUGAAAUCAAACCCAUCACACCUGAGAGAACUGAACCUGAGCUGGAAUAAACUACUAGGAGACUCUGGAGUGAAACACCUCAGUGAUCUACUGAUGAACACACAAUUCAAGCUGGAGAAACUACAGUUAAACUGCAUCUGUAUUACAGAUGAAGGUUGUGCUGUUCUGGCAUCAGCGUUUAAUUCAAACCUCAGAGAGCUGGAUCUGAGCAGGAAUCAAAUAGGAGACUCUGGAGUGACAGAAAUCUCCAGUCUGCUGAGAAAUUCACAGACACUACAGAUACUCAGACUUUCAGACUGCAGUAUCAGUGAAGAAGGUUAUAAAGCUCUGUCUUCAGCUCUGAGAUCAAACCCUUCACACCUGAUAGAGCUGGAUCUCACAGGAAAUGAUCCUGGAGAAUCAGGAGUGAAGCAGCUCAGUGAUUUACUACAGGAUCCAAACUGUCAACUCAAGACUCUGAGGUGUUUGGGUCCUGCUGCAGAUGAAGGCUGUCAGUAUGUGACUGGAAUUGUGGGUAAAAACCCGUUACUCCUGAGAGAGCUGGAUCUGAGUAAACAUGAACUAGGAGACACAGGAGUGAAUCAGAUCUCUGCUCUACUGCAGGAUAAACACUGUACACUCAACACACUGAAUCUGUAUAGAUGCAGUAUUACAGAGAAACAGUGUCUCAUCCUGACUUCAGCUCUGAAAUCAAACCCAUCACACCUGAGAGAACUGAACCUGAGCUGGAAUAAACUACUAGGAGACUCUGGAGUGAAACACCUCAGUGAUCUACUGAUGAACACACAAUUCAAGCUGGAGAAACUACAGUUAAACUGCAUCAGUAUUACAGAUGAAGGUUGUGCUGUUCUGGCAUCAGCGUUUAAUUCAAACCUCAGAGAGCUGGAUCUGAGCAGGAAUCAAAUAGGAGACUCUGGAGUGACAGAAAUCUCCAGUCUGCUGAGAAAUUCACAGACACUACAGAUACUCAGACUUUCAGACUGCAGUAUCAGUGAAGAAGGUUAUAAAGCUCUGUCUUCAGCUCUGAGAUCAAACCCUUCACACCUGAUAGAGCUGGAUCUCACAGGAAAUGAUCCUGGAGAAUCAGGAGUGAAGCUGCUCAGUGAUUUACUACAGGAUCCAAACUGUCAACUCAAGACUCUGAGGUUUUUGGGUCCUGCUGCAGAUGAAGGCUGUCAGUAUGUGACUGGAAUUGUGGGGAAAAACCCGUUACUCCUGAGAGAGCUGAAUCUGAGUGGACGUAAACUAGGAGACACAGGAGUGAAUCAGAUCUCUGCUCUACUGCAGGAUAAACACUGUAGACUCAACACACUGAAUCUGAGUUAUUGCAGUAUUACAGAGAAACAGUGUGUCAUCCUGACUUCAGCUCUGAAAUCAAACCCAUCACACCUGAGAGAACUGAACCUGAGCGGGAAUGAACUACUAGGAGACUCUGGAGUGAAACACCUCAGUGAUCUACUGAUGAACACACAAUUCAAGCUGGAGAAACUACAUCUGUGUAGAUGCAGUAUUACAGAGAAACAGUGUCUCAUCCUGACUUCAGCUCUGAAAUCAAACCCAUCACAUCUGAGAGAACUGGACCUGAGCUGGAAUGAACUACUAGGAGACUCUGGAGUGAAACACCUCAGUGAUCUACUGAUGAACACACAAUUCAAGCUGGAGAAACUAGAUCUGUGUAGAUGCAGUAUUACAGAGAAACAGUGUCUCAUCCUGACUUCAGCUCUGAAAUCAAACCCAUCACACCUGAGAGAACUGGACCUGAGCUGGAAUGAACUACUAGGAGACUCUGGAGUGAAACACCUCAGUGAUCUACUGAUGAACACACAAUUCAAGCUGGAGAAACUAGUUCUGUGUGGAUGCAGUAUUACAGAGGAACAGUGUCUCAUCCUGACUUCAGCUCUGAAAUCAAACCCAUCACACCUGAGAGAACUGAACCUGAGCAGGAAUAAACUACUAGGAGACUCUGGAGUGAAACACCUCAGUGAUCUACUGAUGAACACACAAUUCAAGCUGGAGAAACUAGUUCUGAGUUAUUGCAGUAUUACAGAGAAACAGUGUCUCAUCCUGACUUCAGCUCUGAAAUCAAACCCAUCACACCUGAGGGAACUGAACCUGAGUCUGAAUGAACUACUAGGAGACUCUGGAGUGAAACACCUCAGUGAUCUACUGAUGAACACACAAUUCAAGCUGGAGAAACUAGAUCUGAGUUAUUGCAGUAUUACAGAGAAACAGUGUCUCAUCCUGACUUCAGCUCUGAAAUCAAACCCAUCACACCUGAGAGAACUGAACCUGAGCGGGAAUGAACUACUAGGAGACUCUGGAGUGAAACACCUCAGUGAUCUACUGAUGAACACACAAUUCAAGCUGGAGAAACUAGAUCUGUGUAGAUGCAGUAUUACAGAGAAACAGUGUCUCAUCCUGACUUCAGCUCUGAAAUCAAACCCAUCACACCUGAGAGAACUGAACCUGAGCGGGAAUGAACUACUAGGAGACUCUGGAGUGAAACACCUCAGUGAUCUACUGAUGAACACACAAUUCAAGCUGGAGAAACUAGAUCUGUGUGGAUGCAGUAUCACAGAGAAACAGUGUCUCAUCCUGACUUCAGCUCUGAAAUCAAACCCAUCACACCUGAGAGAACUGAACCUGAGCGGGAAUGAACUACUAGGAGACUCUGGAGUGAAACACCUCAGUGAUCUACUGAUGAACACACAAUUCAAGCUGGAGAAACUAGUUCUGUGGGGAUGCAGUAUUACAGAGAAACAGUGUCUCAUCCUGACUUCAGCUCUGAAAUCAAACCCAUCACACCUGAGAGAACUGGACCUGAGCUGUAAUAGACUACUAGGAGACUCUGGAGUGAAACACCUCAGUGAUCUACUGAUGAACACACAAUUCAAGCUGGAGAAACUAGAUCUGUGGAGAUGCAGUAUUACAGAGAAACAGUGUCUCAUCCUGACUUCAGCUCUGAAAUCAAACCCAUCACACCUGAGAGAACUGGACCUGAGCGGGAAUGAACUACUAGGAGACUCUGGAGUGAAACACCUCAGUGAUCUACUGAUGAACACACAAUUCAAGCUGGAGAAACUAGAUUUGUGUGGAUGCAGUAUGACAGAGAAACAGUGUCUCAUCCUGACUUCAGCUCUGAAAUCAAACCCAUCACACCUGAGAGAACUGAACCUGAGCUGGAAUGAAUUACUAGGAGACUCUGGAGUGAAACACCUCAGUGAUCUACUGAUGAACACACAAUUCAAGCUGGAGAAACUAGUGUUAAACUGCAUCAGUAUUACAGAUGAAGGUUGUGCUGCUCUGGCAUCAGCGUUUAAUUCAAACCUCAGAGAGCUGGAUCUGAGCAGGAAUCAAAUAGGAGACUCUGGAGUGACAGAAAUCUCCAGUCUGCUGAGAAAUUCACAGACACUACAGAUACUCAGACUUUCAGACUGCAGCAUCACUGAAGAAGGUUAUAAAGCUCUGUCUUCAGCUCUGAGAUCAAACCCUUCACACCUGAUAGAGCUGGAUCUCACAGGAAAUGAUCCUGGAGAAUCGGGAGUGAAGUUGCUCAGUGAUUUACUACAGGAUCCAAACUGUCAACUCAAGACACUGAGGUUUUUGGGUCCUGCUGCAGAUGAAGGCUGUCAGUAUGUGACUGGAAUUGUGGGUAAAAACCCGUUACUCCUGAGAGAGCUGAAUCUGAGGAGACGUAAACGUAAACUAGGAGACACAGGAGUGAAUCAGAUCUCUGCUCUACUGCAGGAUAAACACUGUAGACUCAACACACUGAAAUUAGGAAAUUUUCCUUUCUUCAGUCUGUGGGGAUGCAGUAUUACAGAGAAACAGUGUCUCAUCCUGACUUCAGCUCUGAAAUCAAACCCAUCACACCUGAGAGAACUGAACCUGAGCUGGAAUAAACUACUAGGAGACUCUGGAGUGAAACACCUCAGUGAUCUACUGAUGAACACACAAUUCAAGCUGGAGAAACUAGAUCUGUGUGGAUGCAGUAUUACAGAGAAACAGUGUCUCAUCCUGACUUCAGCUCUGAAAUCAAACCCAUCACACCUGAGAGAACUGAAUCUGAGCAGGAAUGAACUACUAGGAGACUCUGGAGUGAAACACCUCAGUGAUCUACUGAUGAACACACAAUUCAAGCUGGAGAAACUAGAUCUGUUUUAUUGCAGUAUUACAGAGAAACAGUGUCUCAUCCUGACUUCAGCUCUGAAAUCAAACCCAUCACACCUGAGAGAACUGAACCUGAGCAGGAAUAAACUACUAGGAGACUCUGGAGUGAAAAACCUCAGUGAUCUACUGAUGAACACACAAUUCAAGCUGGAGAAACUAGAUCUGUGGAGAUGCAGUAUUACAGAGAAACAGUGUCUCAUCCUGACUUCAGCUCUGAAAUCAAACCCAUCACACCUGAGAGAACUGAACCUGGGCUGGAAUGAACUACUAGGAGACUCUGGAGUGAAACACCUCAGUGAUCUACUGAUGAACACACAAUUCAAGCUGGAGAAACUACAUCUGUGUGGAUGCAGUAUUACAGAGAAACAGUGUCUCAUCCUGACUUCAGCUCUGAAAUCAAACCCAUCACACCUGAGAGAACUGAACCUGAGCUGGAAUCAAAUAAAAAACACAGGAGUGAAUCACUUAUGUGACGUACUGAAGGAUUCACGCUGUAAACUGGAGAGAUUGAGACUUUCAGACUGCAGUAUCACUGAAGAAGGUUAUAAAGCUCUGUCUUCAGCUCUGAGAUCAAACCCUUCACACCUGAUAGAGCUGGAUCUCACAGGAAAUGAUCCUGGAGAAUCAGGAGUGAAGCAGCUCAGUGAUUUACUACAGGAUCCAAACUGUCAACUCAACACACUGAGGUUUUUGGGUCCUGCUGCAGAUGAAGGCUGUCAGUAUGUGACUGGAAUUGUGGGUAAAAACCCGUUACUCCUGAGAGAGCUGAAUCUGAGUGAACAUGAACUAGGAGACACAGGAGUGAAUCAGAUCUCUGCUCUACUGCAGGAUAAACACUGUACACUCAACACACUGAAUCUGCGUGAUUGCAGUAUUACAGAGAAACAGUGUCUCAUCCUGACUUCAGCUCUGAAAUCAAACCCAUCACACCUGAGAGAACUGAACCUGAGUCUGAAUGAACUACUAGGAGACUCUGGAGUGAAACACCUCAGUGAUCUACUGAUGAACACACAAUUCAAGCUGGAGAAACUACAGUUAAACUGCAUCAGUAUUACAGAUGAAGGUUGUGCUGCUCUGGCAUCAGCGUUUAAUUCAAACCUCAGAGAGCUGGAUCUGAGCAGGAAUCAAAUAGGAGACUCUGGAGUGACAGAAAUCUCCAGUCUGCUGAGAAAUUCACAGACACUACAGAUACUCAGACUUUCAGACUGCAGUAUCAGUGAAGAAGGUUAUAAAGCUCUGUCUUCAGCUCUGAGAUCAAACCCUUCACACCUGAUAGAGCUGGAUCUCACAGGAAAUGAUCCUGGAGAAUCAGGAGUGAAGCAGCUCAGUGAUUUACUACAGGAUCCAAACUGUCAACUCAAGACUCUGAGGUUUUUGGGUCCUGCUGCAGAUGAAGGCUGUCAGUAUGUGACUGGAAUUGUGGGUAAAAACCCGUUACUCCUGAGAGAGCUGAAUCUGAGGGGACGUGAACUAGGAGACACAGGAGUGAAUCAGAUCUCUGCUCUACUGCAGGAUAAACACUGUACACUCAACACACUGAAAUUAGGAAAUUUUCCUUUCUUCAGUCGGCGUGGAUGCAGUAUUACAGAGGAACAGUGUCUCAUCCUGACUUCAGCUCUGAAAUCAAACCCAUCACACCUGAGAGAACUGAACCUGAGCUGGAAUAAACUACUAGGAGACUCUGGAGUGAAACACCUCAGUGAUCUACUGAUGAACACACAAUUCAAGCUGGAGAAACUAGAUCUGUCUGGAUGCAGUAUGACAGAGAAACAGUGUCUCAUCCUGACUUCAGCUCUGAAAUCAAACCCAUCACACCUGAGAGAACUGAACCUGAGCUGGAAUGAACUACUAGGAGACUCUGGAGUGAAACACCUCAGUGAUCUACUGAUGAACACACAAUUCAAGCUGGAGAAACUAGAUCUGUGUGGAUGCAGUAUUACAGAGAAACAGUGUCUCAUCCUGACUUCAGCUCUGAAAUCAAACCCAUCACACCUGAGAGAACUGAACCUGAGCAGGAAUAAACUACUAGGAGACUCUGGAGUGAAACACCUCAGUGAUCUACUGAUGAACACACAAUUCAAGCUGGAGAAACUAGAUCUGUGUGGAUGCAGUAUUACAGAGAAACAGUGUCUCAUCCUGACUUCAGCUCUGAAAUCAAACCCAUCACACCUGAGAGAACUGAACCUGAGCGGGAAUAAACUACUAGGAGACUCUGGAGUGAAACAGCUCAGUGAUCUACUGAUGAACACACAAUUCAAGCUGGAGAAACUACAUCUGUGGGGAUGCAGUAUUACAGAGAAACAGUGUCUCAUCCUGACUUCAGCUCUGAAAUCAAACCCAUCACACCUGAGAGAACUCAACCUGAGUCUAAAUGAACUACUAGGAGACUCUGGAGUGAAACACCUCAGUGAUCUACUGAUGAACACACAAUUCAAGCUGGAGAAACUACAUCUGUUUUAUUGCAGUAUUACAGAGAAACAGUGUCUCAUCCUGACUUCAGCUCUGAAAUCAAACCCAUCACACCUGAGAGAACUGAACCUGAGCAGGAAUAAACUACUAGGAGACUCUGGAGUGAAAAACCUCAGUGAUCUACUGAUGAACACACAAUUCAAGCUGGAGAAACUAGAUCUGUGUGUAUGCAGUAUUACAGAGAAACAGUGUCUCAUCCUGACUUCAGCUCUGAAAUCAAACCCAUCACACCUGAGAGAACUGAACCUGAGCGGGAAUGAACUACUAGGAGACUCUGGAGUGAAACACCUCAGUGAUCUACUGAUGAACACACAAUUCAAGCUGGAGAAACUAGAUCUGCGUUAUUGCAGUAUUACAGAGAAACAGUGUCUCAUCCUGACUUCAGCUCUGAAAUCAAACCCAUCACACCUGAGAGAACUGAACCUGAGCAUGAAUCAAAUAAGAAACACAGGACUGAAUCACUUAUGUGACGUACUGAAGGAUUCACGCUGUAAACUGGAGAGAUUGAGUCUUUAUGUCUGUGACAUUACAGAUGUUUCUUCUUUAACUCAGUCUUUGACAAACACAAAAGCUCUGCAGUUUCUAAAAGAGCUUGAUCUGAGAGGUAAUAUGAUUGGAGACUCAAAGCAGAAGCUCAUUGAUGUGCUACGAGACUCAAACUGUGAACUGAGAUUGAGAUAAAUCACCAGAAGCUGAUUAAUGCUGUAUCUCGUAAAGUGAAGUGAUCUUGAGAGGAGCAGUAAACAUCAGCUGAAGAUCCACAGAAGAGCUUCACUACUGUGUCUAUGAGGAGUAAUAAAUGUGUGAUAAAUGUGUAAAUGUGAUCCAUACAGGUGAAGAGACUCAGACUUUACAAUCAAAUAAUGCAGCAUGUGUGUUAGAAACAUGAUAUUGAAUGAUUAAUGUUGCUUUAGUAUUCAAGCAGAUGAUCAUUGUGUUUAAUGUAAAGCUGGAACAGAGGAGGAAGAAGCUCAGAUGAGUCUGUCUGGCUCUUCAGUUUAAUAAUAUUUCUAUUAAACUCAUUCAUAAUGAUUCAGAUGUUUAAAUGUGAUUGUCAAGUGUAGCACUUAAAUGUGUCAAAAGAUAAAAAACAAAUCUACACUGUGUAAAAUUUCCAUGUUACUUAAAACAUUUCCAUGAUCUCUCUUACAUUUUCUACUCAUUUUUAUUCUAUUUAAUUAUAUCUUAAGUUAGCUAUGUGUCUGUCUGUUGCUAACAAUCACAAAUCCUCUCAUUACAACAAACAAAGCCGAAACACAGUGUCAAUAAAAGCUGGAUUGUGCAGUUUUGACAGAUGAAUUGAUUAAAACGGGAGUUUUCACACACA
This is a messenger RNA of Carassius gibelio (silver crucian carp), 11484 nucleotides long. RefSeq lists its product as uncharacterized. NCBI's taxonomy places the organism in Eukaryota, Metazoa, Chordata, Actinopteri, Cypriniformes, Cyprinidae. The transcript has 55 exons. The coding region runs from base 219 to 10838 and encodes 3539 amino acids. Gene Ontology annotation, molecular function: protein binding. The record is from RefSeq and is a predicted model, not a curated record.